AAAGAAACAGUCAGCUUAAAAGAAAACAAAAAAUAAUUAUUAUUCAAACAAGCAAGCAAAUCUUCAACCAUGUUAUUCUUUAUUUUAACAUCCCAGAUGAGAUGACCUUCCCCCUCCUCUUCCUCCGCAAUGUCUCUUCCCUCCUCCCACCACUCUUCUUCUUCUUCUUCCUCCUUGUAUUGCUCUGAAGAUGUUUCUCUCAUGGACCUCUCUUCCAUCUCUUAUCAACCUUCAGCAACAACGACAAUCUCACCUCCACCACCGUCCGAUGACAUUACCAUUUCGUCUUUUAUUGACUCCGAGCACCACCACAUGCCUCUCGAUGAUUAUCGCCGCCGCUUCCGUGACCAUUCCCUUCUCGUCACCGCCCGUCAAGACUCUAUCAAGUGGAUCCUCAAGGUGCAUGCAUACCAUCACUUCAGGCCAGUUACGGCGAUACUUUCAGUAAACUACUUUGACCGUUUCCUCUCUUCCCAUUCUCUCCCGGAAGCAAGUGGGUGGCCGUUUCAGCUACUGUCAGUUGCGUGCUUGUCUUUAGCGGCGAAAAUGGAAGAACCUCAAGUGCCUUUGUUAUUGGAUCUCCAAAUGUUCGAACCCAGAUUCGUAUUUGAACCCAGAACCGUUCAAAGAAUGGAACUCCGAGUCAUGUCCAUUCUUAAUUGGAGACUCAACUCGGUCACUCCGUUUCAUUUUCUUGAUUACUUCAUUUCUAAACUGCCCACCUCCUCUUCCACCUCAUUCACUCGCGUUUAUUCUUCUUCUUCGGAUCUCGUUCUCAGGACCACUCGUGUGGUUGAUUUCUUGGGGUUUCCGCCGUCUACGAUAGCGGCGGCAGCAGUGACAACCGCUGCCGGUGAAAGUUUGGACUUACCGGCUGGUAUUGACGAAAGAGUAAAUAAAGAAAUGGUGAGAAGCUGUCAUCAACUAAUGGAGGAGUAUUUGAUAGACACAUGUCCUUUGGCGCAGUUUAAGGACCGGAGAGCCGAGCCGCAAACAUCGCCACCAAGCCCUAUUGGUGUACUUGACGCCGCUGCUUGUGGGAGUUGCGACACUCGUUCGGAGAAUCCCGGCUCAAGUAGCCAAGCAGCGGAAGCCGAGCCAUCUGCUAAACGGCUCAGAUCCUCUGCCCCGGAUGUACAGCAACGGUAGAUAAGACCAUCACCUCUCGUUUUAUCUCUAGUGCUUUUAUACCUUAUGGUAGAGAGAAACGAAAGGCCCCUUUAAUUUUGGGAUGUCAUUUAGUUAUCUUUUCAUCAUAAAAUGAACGGUCGGGAUUUCAUAAUAGUUGGGAAGAGGGAGUUUUGUUAUUAACAUUAUUCGAUAAAAAUAAUUUAUAAUUUCUAAAUUAAGGGUAUUACUCUGUAAUUGAUUCUAAUUGUAGGGGUCUCUUUGGUCAAUGUGCCCAGGGUUCCAUAUCCAUGAUAGCUCAAUUAUUUCCAAAAUACACUUUUAAUCAUGUAUUCAUUGA
Messenger RNA from Mangifera indica (mango), 1468 nucleotides. RefSeq names its product cyclin-D4-1-like. Gene Ontology annotation, cellular component: cyclin-dependent protein kinase holoenzyme complex; cytoplasm; nucleus. The record is from RefSeq and is a predicted model, not a curated record. Bases 130 to 1149 code for a protein of 339 amino acids. Gene Ontology annotation, biological process: mitotic cell cycle phase transition; regulation of cyclin-dependent protein serine/threonine kinase activity. NCBI's taxonomy places the organism in Eukaryota, Viridiplantae, Streptophyta, Magnoliopsida, Sapindales, Anacardiaceae. The transcript is spliced from 5 exons. Gene Ontology annotation, molecular function: cyclin-dependent protein serine/threonine kinase regulator activity.